UAGAGCCUAUAGUAAAACCUUGAGAUCUUCUUCCUCUGAAUAUCUCUCAUCUCGAAAUUCAACCCUUUUUAAGCCGAGGAAAAAAAAAAAAAAAACCUAAACAGUGGAAAGAAAGAAGGAAAGUUAGUGAUGGAGAAGUACCAGCGCCAGCAGAUCUGGAUAGUCUUAGGUAUCUUGGUAUUGCUCGCCGUAUCAGCCUUAGCGGACGACGUCGUUGUGAUUACGGAAGAUAGCUUCGAGAAGGUGGUCGGUCAAGACAGAGGCGCUCUCGUCGAAUUCUAUGCUCCUUGGUGUGGACAUUGUCAGAAGCUUGCUCCUGAGUAUGAGAAACUUGGAACAAGCUUUAAGAAGGAAAAGUCCAUUUUAAUUGGAAAGGUGGACUGUGAUGAGCAUAAGAGCUUAUGCAGUAAAUAUGGGGUUUCUGGAUACCCAACAAUUCAAUGGUUCGCUAAAGGAUCUCUGGAACCCAAAAAGUAUGAAGGGCCGCGAACUGCAGAAUCCCUGGCUGAGUUUGUGAAUAGUGAAGGAGGGACCAAUGUAAAGAUUGCUGCAGUGCCAUCCAAUGUAGUGGUGCUGACAACUGAUAAUUUUGAUGAGGUUGUCUUGGAUGAAACCAAAGAUGUUCUGGUUGAGUUUUAUGCACCAUGGUGUGGCCAUUGCAAAAAUCUUGCUCCUACGUAUGAAAAGGUAGCUACAGCAUUUAAAUCAGAGGAAGAUGUAGUGAUUACCAAUCUAGAUGCUGACAAAUAUAGGGAUCUAGCUGAAAAGUUUGGAGUAAGUGGAUUCCCAACGCUUAAAUUCUUUCCAAAAGGCAACAAAGCCGGGGAAGAAUAUGAGGGUGGUAGAGACUUGGAAGACUUUGUCAAUUUCAUUAAUGAAAAGUGUGGAACCAGUCGUGAUGGAAAAGGACAGCUUACCUCAAAAGCUGGUAUAGUUGAAUCUUUGGAUACCUUGGUGAAAGAGUUUGUAGCUGCUGGUGAUGAUGAAAAGAAAGCAGUGGUUUCUCGGAUGGAAGAAGAAGUUGAGAAACUUAAGGGUUUCUCUACAAGGUAUGGAAAGAUUUACCUGAAAGCUGCUAAGAAUUGCAUGGCCAAGGGUUCUGAUUAUGCCAAUAAUGAAAUUGAGCGGCUGCAGCGCAUUCUUGACAAGUCAAUCAGCGCAGCAAAGGCAGAUGAAUUCACCCUUAAGAAGAAUAUCCUCUCAACAUUUGCUUGAUCUUGUGGAUCAUUUUAUUUCGCUCAUCAAUAUUUUUGGGGUUGACCAUCAUCUAGUUUUUCUGGUUACUGGUUCCUUGCACCAAAAAAAAAAAAAAAAAAAUCUGCCCCCAUCUAAUGUUAAAUUCAUAGAGCAAGGUUACUUCUUACACAUGCGGUAGCACAAUACCAUUUUGAGAACCUCUGGCUAGUGCAAUUAUUUUAUAUAAUUCCUUUAUAUCUGUACUUUUAUUUACAAUGAGAGGAGAUUCAAUUUCUGAGAUGAACUUUAGACAAGCUAGUCAUACCAAUUAAAUGUGCCCAUUAUAGACUCAUAA
Molecule: messenger RNA, 1531 nt
Organism: Hevea brasiliensis (rubber tree)
Lineage: Eukaryota; Viridiplantae; Streptophyta; Magnoliopsida; Malpighiales; Euphorbiaceae
Product: protein disulfide-isomerase like 2-1
Exons: 11
Coding region: 130-1215 (361 amino acids)
Biological process (GO): protein folding
Cellular component (GO): endoplasmic reticulum
Molecular function (GO): protein disulfide isomerase activity
Source: RefSeq, a predicted model, not a curated record